AUGCUUUUAUCCCGCACCUUCCUUUCUAUUUGCUUCCUCGCCCGUGGCCUUGCCUCGCCUGUGACCACCUCAGGCCGCAAUCAAUCAGAGGGGAAAAUCUCCUGGGGCCCGUGUGAUAUUAACGCCACUCUGCCUAUUCAAUGCGGUAGCCUAGGUGUCCCACUCGACUAUACCGACUCAAAAUCAAAUGCUACCCUUAACCUUCAACUGCUGAAGGUCCCUGCCAUCAAUGGCGCUAGCAAAGGAAGCAUUCUAUUCAACUUUGGCGGCCCGGGUUUUGGAGCUAGGGCAAAGCUAGCGGGUGCAGCUAAGAUCCUUCAAACUGGAACCGAGACUACUCUCACAUUCUCUUGUUUUAAAGACAAUAAUGAAAGAUUAGCUGCCUUCUCCAAUGCACGAUAUGAAGAGUUGCUAUCACCGAAAGAACGAGCUCCUUUGGGGAGGCUCUGGUCAACCGCAUCCAUCUUCGCUGAUAUAUGUGAUCGAUAUCCUGAGGCUAAUCAGCGCGGGAAACUCAUAAGCACUGCCUUUACUGCCCGAGACCUGAUGCAGAUUGUUGAUGCAUUGGAAGAAGACGGCCUUCUGCGAUACUGGGGACUAUCAUAUGGCACAGUUCUUGGCGCUACGGUGGCAGCCAUGUUCCCAGAGAGGAUCGAUCGAAUGAUUAUUGAUGGUGUUGUCAACUUCCACGACUACUAUAAUGGCUAUGACAUCGAAGUAUGGGCGGACACAGAUAAGGUGUUUUCUGCUUUCCUUCAACAGUGUGUUAAAUCUCCAGACGAGUGUGCGUUAGCUCGUCCAGGCUUGACUGCCCCGCGCCUGGAAGAGUCGAUAUAUAAACUCCUCGAUAAUAUCAAGUACCAACCACUUGUGUUCAACGAUACCUUGAUUGAUCAUAGCGUUGCCAAAAACCUAAUCAGACCAAAUUUGUAUGCUCCACCAACAUGGCCACUUCUGUCAAAGGCUUUGGAAAACCUGCGAACUGGUAACUUAACCGGUUUCACGGAGAAUUCUAUAACUCUUUCUCCUCCCUGGGAGAAUGGUAUUCCGACAGAGUCUCCGUUUGGCAUCCCAUGCUCCGAGAAAGUGACAGGGCUGAACCGUCUAGACCAGAUUCAAUCCACAAUUAAGUCACUUGAUCAGAAGAGCAAGCUUUUGGGGCAGGUUGGGAUACCUCUUGCGAUGACUUGUACUCGAUGGAAAACGAAGGCAAAAGAACGGUACUCCGGAGACUUCAAGGUCAAGACAAAAUUUCCUAUACUUGUGAUUGGGAACACAUUUGACCCUGCUACAUCCUUCCCGUCUGCACAGAAUGCCAGUGCAACAUUCGAUGGCAGUGUCCUACUAGAGCAUGGGGGCUACGGUGUAAGUCUUCUCCAAUCUUCAGGAGAAUAUUAUCAAUUCUGA
Trichophyton benhamiae CBS 112371 is the source of this 1407-nucleotide messenger RNA. Its product is annotated as proteinase, putative. The transcript has 4 exons. The record is from RefSeq and is a predicted model, not a curated record. Bases 1 to 1407 code for a protein of 468 amino acids. NCBI's taxonomy places the organism in Eukaryota, Fungi, Ascomycota, Eurotiomycetes, Onygenales, Arthrodermataceae.